CCCAAUGAUUGACACUUUUCAUUUCCAAGAUUAUAAAUUGACGACAGAAAUUGUGAAUUUCUCGAUGGCUAAAACCAAUUGCUGGUGGGUUAGACACUGCAAAUUUAUUUUUUUAGUAAUUUUAGAACUCAGGAUCGAACAGAUAAAACCAGAAAGGUCAAUAACUGGUACGCCUGCCUUACAGCAUGAUUUACAGGCAUCAUCGAAGAUGAAAUCUGAAAUCGAAGUCUCUGACCGUUCGUGGAAACUGACUUUUGUUACGAUAAUUAUGAUUUUUUUCUCAGUGUGCGAAUAGGAUACAGCAUUCGCAAUCUGAUCACUCGAAUUAUUUGACAGGCUUCUAUAAAUAGUACCGUACUUGUGUCAUUGAGAUGAAAACUGACACUUUGAAUUACGACACUCAAAAGAGAGAAUCGCGUUACACGACAGCGAGGGUUACGUUAAUCGCAAAACUAGCGAUUAAAUACACUUUUUGUAUCAGGAUGUUGCGCAACUCGACGCAACCCUUCGUUCGAUAUCACUUUUUGUCAAGUGGGUUAAUUCCAUUUCUCGAUUUGUAGUAAGAUACGUACACUAUAUUCUAGCUCUGUGUAAUACCCAAUGGCUGAUGAGCGUAUUGAGUUGGGUAACCGUUUUAAGCUAGACGUGGAACCAAAACUUGAAGUGUCUGAUCGUCAAGAUUUGCUUGCGGUACAGACUGCAAUGAAUCCAUAUCUUAUCGGUAAAAAAGUACAAAUCCACCCAGAAAAGGCGACCAUCGCAGAUUGCGCAUUCAUUCGACUGCGUGAACUCGGGAUGUUCAGACCGUCGAGAUUUUCUCAUAUCCGCAUGUGAAUGUCGUUCAAAAUUCACCUAAACCACAGUAAAAAUCGGAAAUAUGUUUUGUUCUACGACCGGGAGUUGCUUAGUGAAAUUAAGUUGUCACCAUUAAAAUGACUACCAGAAUCAACCUUUGAAAUCAAGGUGAACUACGAUCUUCAGUUGCCAUAUCAGCAGUCUCCGGCCAACCCUCGUAUACCGGUGAUCUUAAUUGCGCAAUAGUUUUCGUUGAACAAAUAGUAACCAUGAAGAGCACCAAGACCUCUCCACAAAUAUUGGCUGCCAUAACAAGCUCACUGAUCCUGGUAUCAGUCGGGUUUCACACCGGAUGGUCAUCACCAUCUUUGGCCAAAUUGCAAGCCGAGGACUCGGACAUCGAGGUCACAUCUGACCAAGGAUCAUGGAUCGCUAGUUUUAUGUACGUCGGUAGCAUCUUUGGAUCGAUCGUUGGCGUUCCAAUAGUGGACAGGUGGGGUAGGAAAAUGUCGCUUCUGGUAACCUCGGCGCCCUUGUUCAUCGCGUGUCUGCUGAUUGCUUUCGCAAUGAAUUACUUGUGGCUGUACGUCGCUCGGUUCAUCGCCGGUUUCGGCCUCGGGAUAAUCUUCACAGCUAUUCCUAUGUACAUGGGUGAGAUCGCCGAGGACAGGGUGCGCGGGGGUUUCGGAAUUCUGAUAACCGUAAUGCAGAAUACCGGCUCCCUCGUGGCGUACGCGAUUGGUCCCUGGGUCAACAGAACCACCCUCGCAGCAGCUGGAGCUGUUAUACCGAUUCUUUACGUCGUGACUUUUGUCUGGAUACCCGAGUCUCCGUAUUACUAUGCCAUAAAAAAUAGCCCCUUCAGGACCGAAAAGAGUCUGAUUUGGCUCAGAGGAACCCCCGACAUUCUCGAGGAAGCUAGAAGUAUUGAAAAAAACGUAUCGAUCGAGAGUAACAGCGUGAGAACCAUGCUGGAACUGUUCACCGUCAGGAGCAAUCGAAAGGCGAUGGGUAUCGUCAUUGGGUUGCUGACUUUUCAACAGUUUUCUGGUACAACAGCAAUAUUGGCUUACUCAACCAUCAUCUUCGAUGAAGUUGAUUCCGGGAUCAGUUCCAGCGUCUCCGUCAUCAUAACGGGGGUCGUUCAACUUGUGUUUGGCGUUUUGGCAUUAUUUUUAACGGAUAAAACAGGGAGAAAACCUUUGCUCAUCACCUCCAUGUCACUCUGCUCAGUUUUUUUAUUGGCUGAGGCCUUGUACUUUCAACUUCGAGCUGUCGGUUCUGACCUCACGGGAGUUUCAUGGCUUCCGGUCGUAGCAAUGGUUGGCUAUUUAAUCGGCUACGCGAUUGGAUUAGGAACCGUUCCAAUGGCAGUGAGCACAGAAGUUUUUCCGUGCGAGGUGAAAGCUUUCGCAAUCACCAUCGGUGCCAUCUACCUCUGUGUGGCGGGAAUUUGCGUGACCAAAUUCUACCAAGUCAUAAUGGAUUCUUAUGGUAUUCACAUAGCGUUUUACGUUUUCGCAGCUUGCUCCGCUGUAGGUAUAAUUUUCACGGUGCUAAUGAUUCCUGAAACAAAAGGACGUUCGCUCAGCGAAAUUCAAGAUCAACUUCGACGAUAAUCUAAAUUAGUCCCUCUCUAAAUCGUGUUUCCGACCCUCUCCCUCUUUCCAUCUGGUACGAACAGUUAAUAGGAGAGCUGUUUACACCGAUGGCCUUUACGUCACUAUAUUAAUUCCACUUUGUCUAAGGUAUUGUACUUGUAUUAAUACCUUUCAAUUUGGAGGGAAAGAUAAAGGUGAUAUUGUGUCAUAUCGUGGUUUUAAGAAUGUCCGAUUCUUGCGAUACCGUGAUUUUAUGUUUUACCCACCUUUAUGAUACUGAAACGAAUUUUCGAUGUAUGGUAUCCGGCGUUAUGAGAAACGCACUGUGCCACAUAUGAAAACUAUCUCAUUACCCUUAAAUUUAUGAAAUACGAAAGACUUUCUAUAAAUUAAGUUAAGUACCUUGCUAUGGUUCUAUAACUAACAGUAAUUGUUUAAGGAGCCGUACGUGUAUCGAAUAAAAUUUUAAACAAACAAAUUUCGCAUUAAAGCUAGCACCAAACCAAGCGAUCUACACAAACUGAUUUUUCACCUGUUCCAAAAAUUUUCAGAUAACAACGUGCGUGCAAACCUUGUAGCAAUAUAAAAUCGUUACAAAUCGAUCCCGAUUUUUAUUU
Messenger RNA from Neodiprion fabricii, 3013 nucleotides. Its product is annotated as facilitated trehalose transporter Tret1-2 homolog. The record is from RefSeq and is a predicted model, not a curated record. Lineage: Eukaryota; Metazoa; Arthropoda; Insecta; Hymenoptera; Diprionidae. Gene Ontology annotation, biological process: transmembrane transport. Gene Ontology annotation, molecular function: transmembrane transporter activity. Gene Ontology annotation, cellular component: membrane. The transcript has 6 exons. Bases 1065 to 2414 code for a protein of 449 amino acids.